UGACUAAUAAGGUUGGCAUCUACCGGUAGACAAGUCCAACUAUCUUACUAAAGCAAGACUUGCUUUCCGCUAUCCAUUCUUGCUCACCACGCUCACGACGUUCAUAUAUUCAUGUUGUAACUGAAAUCAAAUUGACAUUCCCCCGACCAGCAUUUGAUCAACUUAGUAUUGCAGUAUUUUGGCAAAUAUGGAUCCAACCGGUACGAUACUCUUCAACACCGUAGGCAGAGCCUUUUAUUCCUUUGACAUAUUCGCCAUCGACCUCAACGACGAUCGCCCUCGGUCGGAGCACCGCCUUACCGACUCCCUAUCCAUCAACUUCAACGGCCACUUCGUCGACGACCAAAAAACUCUCGUUUACAUCUCCGACCGGACCGGUUCGCCCCGCAUUUUCCUAAACCGCGCCGAACAUCCCCAUCCCGAACGCCUCCAUUCCCCGCUGGAAAGUCUCUUCCACGACCGCCCCCUCAUCAAGAACCGCCGCCUCUACUUCAUCUCCGCUCACGAACAGCCCGAGAAGCCCUUCACGAGCUGGUCGGCUCUCUACUCCACAACGCUAGACAACGACAGGACGACCACGCGGCUUACACCUUAUGGCACCGUCGAUUACAGCCCCGCAAUCUCCCCGUCAGGGAAUAUCAUUGCCGUCGCUUCCUACGGCCGGAAGGCUUGGGGCGGCGAGUUCCACGAGCUUGUCACCGACAUCGUUGUUUUCCCGGAAUCCGAUCCCACUAGCCGCGUUGUUCUAUGCCAACGCGGCGGCUGGCCGAGUUGGUGGAGUGAAUCCACCCUGUAUUUCCACCGGCAAUCUGACGAUGGCUGGUGGAGCAUAUUUAGAGCCGAUUUGUCAAACGAUUUUUUGGCAUCAUCGCCGCCGGUUCGCGUUACUCCGCCGGGAGUCCACUGCUUCACGCCGGCGGCAAUUCCCGGCGUGAAGAAAAUCGCUGUGGCGACGAGGCGGAAGGGCCGGAGUCACCGCCAUAUCGAGAUUUUCGACACUGAGUCUCGGAAAUUCAUCCCGGUGACGGAGCUGCUCAACCCUAAUAUCCACCAUUACAAUCCUUUUGUUUCUCCGGGAGCAACUUUUCUCGGAUAUCACCGCUCCAGCGGAAAUGCAAUUCCUUAUCUCGAACGGGUGAACAGUCCAGUGAAGGGGCUUAACAUGAUCAGACUCGUCGGUUCGUUUCCAGCGUUAUCCCCUUCCGGCGACCUAAUCGCGAUGAACGUCGAUUUCGAUCACAACUCCGGCCUCAAAAUCGUGAAAUCCGACGGAUCGAAAAUGUGGACAUUGUUCAGAAAUCGAAUUAGCUUCUACAAUUCAUGGAGUCCUGCUCAUAGCAACGUCAUCUUCACAUCAACUGGUCCGAUUUUCGAAUCCGCGAAAGCACCGGUGCAGAUCGCUCGAGUGACAUUCGAUCCUGCGGGUCUAAAACCUAAUUGCGACGAGAUCCAAUCGGAAAUCAAAAUCCUCACCAGAUCUGACACCGGAAACAACGCCUUCCCGUCGAUCUCCCCCGACGGGAAGCUCGUGGUGUUCCGAUCGGGGAGAUCAGGGCAGAAAAACCUAUACAUCGUCGACGCGGAGAUCGGCGAAUUCGAAGGCGGAAUACGGCGGCUGACGGAGGGGGAGUGGAUCGACACGAUGCCGAGCUGGUCGCCGGACGGGAAGCGGAUCGCGUUCUCGUCGAAUCGACACAAUCCGGAAAAUGCGGAGGCGUUUGGGAUCUAUGUGAUGGAGGCGGAUGGAAGUGGAGUGAGAAGAGUGAAGGUGGCGGGAAUGGAUGAGGAGAGGGAGAGAUUGAAUCACGUGUGCUUCAGCGGUGACGGAGAGUGGGUGGCGUUCGCGGCGAAUCUGGGCGGAGUGACGGCGGAGGCGGUGGCGCAACCGAAUCAGUUCCAGCCGUAUGGGGAGUUGUACGCGGUGAGGUUGGAUGGGAGCGGUUUGAGGAGGCUCACAUUCAAUGGCUUCGAAGACGGGACGCCCAUGUGGGCCCCCAAAGUCUUUGAAAACUUGCAUUUCAAAUUCAACGAAGGUCAUGGGUUGAAGUGUGAGAUUGACGAUCCUUUGUGGAUCAAAUCUGAUUUCUGAGUUGCAAAUGUACUUUUAUUUCAAUUAUGAAUUAUAUAUGUAAUUCAAUAAUUAAUUC
Molecule: messenger RNA, 2147 nt
Organism: Salvia hispanica
Lineage: Eukaryota; Viridiplantae; Streptophyta; Magnoliopsida; Lamiales; Lamiaceae
Source: RefSeq, a predicted model, not a curated record